CAUUACCACGGGUUCGCUGUCCUAUACUGCGGACUGGAGACACUGCGUUUCUGCUCAAUGUUUCAUGGACGGUUUGAAUAGAUUAUCUCUAACGGAAUACUUGAGAGCCAGGAAUUUAGUCUACGGUUCGCUGCCUGUGCUGCAGUUUCAAUGGGCUAUCGGCUAUCUAUUCACCGUGAGUAGGCUGAACGCGAUACGCUGUCUUGUUGCAUAGCCUACUUUUGUAAAGAAGGUAUGAGUUUGUUAGAAUGAAUUGCGCUUUUGGUAUUAUGUCAUGUAGUCUGGGGUGUUUUUAGAACUAUGAAUGACCCCCGUGACAAGGAUUUAAUACCGAUAUCUCGGAAACACCGAUUCAUGGCUGCAAUAAUGCCCGGGGACGAGAGCCCAUCGCAUGGCAACACUUCCAGGGCUGAUCGGAAUGGGAUAGGAUUGGUUCACUGUUUUAUUUGUGGAAGCGGCGUUUCGCCCGGAAAAGAAUUGAGAUUACAAGUGAAAUAUCCGAAAGAGAAUAGUCCGUUUUUCCCGUUUUUACAAAACCAAGAGCCAGCGCCAGGGGCAUGUGAAGUCAGCCCGGAUGGACACGCUACGGUGUGCGCCGUGUGCCACUGUUUUCUGGGGGAGCAGUGGAACUCGUUCGAGCGGACUAGGACACCAAUAGAGAAGCGUAUGUACUGGCUGAAGAGGCCGUACCAGUGCGACUCUCGGCGGAUACCACAGGAGUGGAACAUCUCCUAUGACAUGGAGAGGAGAAUCAGUGUCAGCAGCCAGAAUUACGAUGGGAACGAGUCAGAUUUCUCCUCUUUCUCGGAAAACGAGAACAUGUCAGACCAAGAACUGGAUUUAGUAGACCGCGCCGGUGUGAGCAAAGAGAAGUACAAAACAUCUGCCAACAGCAGCAAAACUCCCAGAGACGGUAGCAGGAAGAACAACAACAGUGUUAUCAGUGUUAAAAACAGCCCUGACUCUCAACGGGCUAUCCGCUAUCCGGUUGGUGUCUACCAGGCACAGGACUCGCCGAAAUCGGAUAGUGCCAUGCCUUCCAGGCGCGGUGCUAAAAUUAUGAAUCAUGUCUCUCAAUCAUCAGUAUCUCUGUCCCAGAGAUACUAUGACAGCUCUCACGUCGACACACCUGUGCAGGACAACGGGAUCAUUAUGCGCAACAGGCAGUGGCUAGCGGAGGGGAAUGUCAGACACGCUGACCCGCGCCCUCUCCAACGCGCUGCUGACAGCAGCUGUAGCUUAACCAGGCAUCCCUCCCUCAUAUUCCACCAGAAAGGAGAGGAUCUCGCUGACGCUGCCGACGGGCUAUCACCCAUUGGCACCACUGUCACCUCUAGGCGCGACGCAGCAGCACCUAGAGAAAGUGUUCCGGGUAGGUUUACAGCCUCUGACAACUCUGACAACGACCAUGAGAUCAAUAUAACCAGUGACGACGACCGCGAGGUGUUUGAAGCAGCUGGCAGCAGCAGAGAGAGGGUAUUGGCCCUGCUGAGACCACCCAGGGACGCUGCCGGGAGGGUCAUUGCCAUGCCCCAGAGUGGUGCCAGUGGUGGUGCCAACAGGAGUACCAGUCCCGAGGAGUGUGUGUGUUACAUCUGUGGCAGCGGGAUGUGGCAGGGCGGGAGGUUCCGUGUGUCUGUGCAGAAGCAGGAGAGGGCAGCCAGCGAGCCCUUCUUCCCCUUCCUGUGGUUACACAGUCCUCCCCCUGGCGCCAUGCCCCUCACCCCGGGGGGCACCACCCUGGUCUGUGCCAGCUGCCACACCUCCCUCAUGCAGCAGUGGCAGGGCUUCCAGCUGGCCGACGUGCCCGUUCUCCAGCGCCUCUACGUGGUCCCCCUCAACCAGGGCUCCUCCACCUCUGCACCAGCCUCGGGCCACCCUCCCUACCUCACUCCACAGGAAAGGCACCCCUCAGAGCCCCCGGACCGCCUACCUAAGUCUCAGGCUUCCUGUGAGGCCUGUUUCCUCUGUGGCCAGGAGUGCGGGCGGGAUGUGAGGGUGGCAUAUGCACGGGCCGGCGUGGGCAAAGCCCGCGGUGCCAUGUAUUUCCCCUUCAUCAACCUGCUGCCGUGCCCGCCUGGUGCCCUGGGAGUGAGGAACGGCCGGGUGCACUGCUGUCCUCCAUGCUACGCCAUCCUGGAGGAGAUCUGGGGGGCGUACCGCCUCAGCCUCAGUGAGGACCUCAUCACCUCUGUCACCUCCUUCCUGGGGAGGUACCACGCAGCACUGGCCACGGGGGGAGCCGGACUGGCCCAUUCCCAAAAGGGGGUGUCCUCCUCUUCCUCUGGCCAUGGUGCGUCUGUAUCAGUGUGUUACCUGUGUGGGACAGAGCUAGGGGUCGGGGGGGAGUUCCAACUCCAUGUCAACCCUCCCGGGCGCUGUGGAGAGAGAGAGCCCUUCUUUCCCUUCCUCACCAUCCACCCUCCCGCUCCCCGCGCCAAACCUGCCGACGCCACCGGCCUGGUGUCAGCCUGUGCCCUCUGCUAUCACGACCUGCAUGCCCAGUGGGCUCAACAUGAGAGCCAGGGUUCUGCCACCCCCAGCUAUACAGCCCCAGGCCCAGCCUCCUCCACCCCCCAGCCGGCCAGCUCUCCCUGGGCCAGACAGUACAGCUGCGAGGCCUUUGUGUGCUUCUUCUGCAGACAGGAGCAGAGGCGUCAGGGGGGGCUGUGUGCGGUCACAGUGGCCAGGCUGCCUGUGUUCCUGUACGCCCCACGCGGGCGCCGCACCCUUCUCGUGGAUGAUGGGAGGAAGCUGGUGAUUGGCUCGUGUGUUGAAUGUAAGUCCAUGGUGCUGGCGGGACAGAGCAUGCAGCAGGAGAGAGACAGGGACGGGGAGGGACAGGGAGACGGGAGGACAGAGACAGAGUCACCUCCCCCUACAUCACGCCCCAGACACAAGACAUCCAGUGUGAUUGAGGGCGUGGCCAGAGUCAACAAGGAGGUGGAUUCUUCAUUACGUACAUCAGCAGUGAGCGAAUCACAAUCAACGGAAUCUGGGGUUGGCCACACCCCUUCUCUACCCCCCACCCUAGAGCCAGAGAGAGGAGACCGCCCACCUUCCAGCAUGAGCCAUGAGCCAAAGUCACCUUCCUUAGGAAUGAUAUCCACGGCAACUCGCACCACGGCGACGGUCAGCCCCCUCACCCCGUCGUCCCUUAACGGAUCUAUCGUAGCCAAUGGGAGCCCGGCGGCCCAGUCUGCACACUCCGGAUUCGCCGCCGCCCUCCGUAAACUGGCCAAACAGGCUGAGGAUCCUCGAGCUGGCUCGUCCAUCAGUAGUGAGUCGUCUCCGGUCUCGUCCCCAGCCACCAACCACAGUUCUCCGGUUAGCACACCCAAGAGAGGCCCCCUGGGCCAAGGGCCUGUCCUGGCGCCACCUGGCGGCCACAGUGUGCCAAGCACCCCGCCCGUCGUCACCAUUGCCCCCACCAAGACCAGCAACGGCCUCUGGAGGAGCGAGGCACGCCAGACUGACUCGGGCCCUCGUGGGGUCAGUAGGGAGCGUCUGGGAGCAGAGGCGCCCCACCAGCAGGAGAAAGGUGGCCCCUCAGUCCCUGCUCACCUCAUAGGAAACCCCUAUGCCUUUGGCCUGAGCCCCGGUGCUGUCAUGCAGGACGCACGCUUCCAGCCCCUCAAUCUGCCCAGGCAGCUGCCCCAUGGAGUGCCCCCUGGUGGUGUACCAGAGGAGUACCUGCGGGGGUUCCGUCCCUACGCCACGGCCGAGGACCUCCGCAUGCCUUCUGGACUGCCCCUGGGCCUGGACCCCGCCACCGCCGCCGCCUACUACCAUCCCUCCUACCUGCCACAUCCCUCCUUCGCCCCCUACAGGAUGGAUGAUCCGUUCUGUCUAUCAGCUCUGAGGUCACCGUUCUACCAGCUCCAAGGAGGGGGAGGCCUGCCCCCCCUGCACCCCUCUGCUGUCCACAUGCACCUGCAGGGGGUCCGCUACCCUGGGGACCUCACACACGCCUCACUGUCCGCUCUGCAGUCUGAGAGACUGUCUGAAAGGCUCCAGAUGGAAGAUGAGCUCCGACAGCGAGAGAGGGAGCGCGAGCGUGAACGAGAGCGCGAGAAAGAGAGGGAGCGUGAAGCGGAGCGAGAGAAGGAGCGGGAGAGAGAAAGAGAGAGGGAGCGAGAAAGAGAGAAGGAGCUGGAGCGGGAGAGAGAGCGUGAGCGGGAGAGGGAGCGGGAGAGAGAGAAGGAGCGAGAGAGAGAGAGGGAGAUGGAGAGGCAGAAGGAGAGGCAGAAGGAGAGAGUGAUGAGAGAGAAGGAGCUACAGUCCAAGGCGAUGGAGAGUCACUACCUGGCUGAGCUCCAUGCCAUGAGAGGACAGGAGGACAGAACCAAGCCUGAGAGACUCACCCUCAACCGGCCAGACAAAACCAAAGAGUCCGCCCUCCAAGCUCCUAAGCCAAUGCCACCAGGCCUCCACUCCUCCCUGAGCCAAUCACAUCACGGCGUUCCCGGCCUGGUCUCUGCCCAUGGCCUCUACCUGGGGCCCGGCGGCGUGGGGGCGGGUCUCACCGCCGCCAUGAUGCUCCAGCGGACCAAUGAGGAAGAGCGCUGGUUGGCGCGGCAACGGAUGCUUCGCCAGGAGAAGGAGGAUCGUCAGUACCAGGUGUCAGAGUUCAGGCAGCAGGUCUUAGAGCAACACCUGGACUUGGGACGACCUGGGGAGGGAGGAGAGCUACGCUCAGACACACACAGGUCCAUACCAAAUCACCACGAGCCGGGUGGCCGCGACAUCCACCCCCACCUGGGCGCCCCUCCUCCUCUCAUCUCCCCUAAACCCCUCCAGUCCCGCGACCACCCCCACCCCCCUCCUCCCACCACCCUGUGGAACCCCGCCGCCCUCAUCGAUACCGCCUUGGACUCACGACGCACCACCCACCACGACCCACCGGGCUUGGGCCACUAUGACCUCAGCCGCUUGCCUCCCAAACUGGAGGAUGGGCUCCGGAGGGGCAGGGACCGGGACGGGGGCCUGGAGAAGUACCACCCCCCACUCCGAGGCCCCCCGGGGCUGCCUGAGCCCAGCACCUUCCUGGCAGAGCUGGAGAAAUCCACCCAGACCUUCUUCAGCCAGCAGAGGGCCUCGCUGUCCCUGCCCAGCCAGUACGGAGAGCUGGGGGGAGGGAUGAAGAGCAGCGGGGCCCUGAAGAGCCUCCAGGGGCCCCCAGGAAUGGGGAGACAAAGCCAGGCCCAGGGACACAGUCUGGGCCAGGGAAUGGGACCUGAGUCUGGCCUAAUGUAUGAUGAGUUUCUCCAGCAGCACCGUAGGCCUGUCAGUAAACUGGACCUGGAGGAGAGGAGGAGGAGAGAGGCCAGGGAAAAAGGUUACUACUAUGAGCUGGAUGACUCGUAUGAUGAGAGUGAUGAGGAGGAGGUCAGGGCCCACCUCAGGAGGGUAGCAGGGCAGCCCCCUCUCAAACUGGACGACUCCACAGAGAAAGUGGACUUCCUGUGUGUGUUUGGUCUGACCACGGUGUCACGACGUGACCACCUGAUGCAGCAGAAGAGGAGGAAGAGGAGGAGGAUGCUGAGGGAGCGCAGCCCCUCGCCCCCGGCUGUUCUGUCCAAACGCACCUCCUCCCCCGGCCCCCUCAGCACCCACUUCACCCCAGAGGAGAUGGACAGAGCCCCCGAACUGGAAGACAAGAAACGCUUCCUCACCAUGUUCAGCCUGUCCCACGUCUCUGUACAGCAGAGGAGAGAUAAUGAGACAGUGGUAGAGUUGCUUCAGGCUAUUAAACAGAAGAGCGUAACCUUGGAUACCAUCAGACAUGCUCGUCACCCCCUAUGUAAGACCCCCCCAGCACAGAACUCAGAUCCUGCCUCAGCGCUUUCCAGCGAAUCAGAUGAGCCAUUCAGUGUCAGUCCCUCCUCCCCGGGCGGACUCCUGAGGCAACCUAAACCCCCCUCCUCCUCUGACGCACUGAGACCAAAGGACCCCCCUCCUCCGCUCCCCUACUCAGAAAAGACCCGUGGGCUCCCUGAGGGCCCCCCCUCCAAGAGGAGCUCGUCAUCCAGCCUGCUGAAUAGCCUGCGCCCCCCCGUGCAGCCUAAAGAUGUUCCCCCCAGCCUGAACGGCCGGACCAAGCCCUGGGAGAGCUUUACUGCUGAAGAGUUUGCCCAGCAGUUCCACGAGUCCGUCCUCCAGUCCACACAGAAGGCCCUGCAGAAGCACAAAGGUGGAGCCACAGUGAUCUCAGCGCCCUCUCACCUCCAGGACUCCUCAGUGCACUACAACAUUCCAGAGCUGCAGAGCGCCCCCAGCCGGCCGCCCCCGCCACACACACACCCUCACACACACCCGCACGCACACUCCAUCCAACACCCACACUCACACCCGCACCCCCAGCCCAAUGGGCAGCACUGUCCCCCGCACCCCCACAGAGAGCUCCCAGGAGUAAGGGAGGAGCAGUCUGCACCAGAGGACUCAGAAGAAGAGGAGGAAGAGCAGGAAGAGGAGGCCCCAGUACCCAGGUGGCAGGGGAUUGAAGCGAUCUUUGAAGCCUAUCAGGAAUACAUUGAAGAGCAAGGUGUGGAGCGCCAGGUGCUGCAGAGCCAGUGUCGGAGACUGGAGAACCAGCACUACAACCUGAGCCUGACAGCAGAGCAGCUCUCCCACAGCAUGGGGGAGUUGAUGUCUCAGAGACAGAAGCUGGCGGUAGAGAGGGAGAAGUUACAGGCCGAGUUGGAGCACUUCAGGAAGUGUCUGACGCUGCCGCAGCCCCACUGGGCCAGGGGAGGUCACUAUAAGGGUUACCCCCCCAGGUGACAGCUCCACUGACCCCCAGGCCCGGCCCCCUCCCUCCCCGCCCAAACAGAGUUUAUUUUUAUGACCCAGCCUGGAUCUGGACCCAGAUGGACAGCUCCACAGGAGAGAGGGAUGGACAGGUCCACAGGAGAGAGGGAUGGACAGCUCCACAGGAGAGAGGGAUGGACAGGUCCACAGGAGAGAGGGAUGGACAGCUCCACAGGAGAGAGGGAUGGACAGGUCCACAGGAGAGAGGGAUGGACAGGUCCACAUGAGAGAGGGAUGGACAGCUCCACAGGAGAGAGGGAUGGACAGCUCCACAGGAGAGAGGGAUGGACAGGUCCACAGGAGAGAGGGAUGGACAGGUCCACAGGAGAGAGGGAUGGACAGCUCCACAGGAGAGAGGGAUGGACAGGUCCACAGGAGAGAGGGAUGGACAGCUCCACAGGAGAGAGGGAUGGACAGGUCCACAGGAGAGAGGGAUGGACAGCUCCACAGGAGAGAGGGAUGGACAGCUCCACAGGAGAGAGGGAUAAAGGAUUAACUGAUAGAUGGAUGGGGCAGCAGGGCCAAGCAGUGAAGCACUGACUGGGGCUGCUGCCAGCCUGCCAGGGAUGGUGCCACCAGCCAGUGGUCUGUGCUGACCCUGGGGUCAGAGGCUGCAACAGGCACGACACACAUGGGGCAAAGCUCUAGGACGGUAUGGUCAACACACACACAAACAUACAAAGAGGCACACACUCACACCACUCUCUUCAGCAGGCACCAGUUACUCGCUUACAUUGCUGUCCCAGACCCAUCCUAGGCUCCCCUCACAGCCACGCCCACACAGACAAUCCUGCAAUCGGAGAGCAGCUCAGCCCUGGAAUGGGUGUGGUCACCUGACAGAGCGCCAUCUACCACCAAUCCAAUGCCCCUACCUCUGGCCAAUCGGACAGAACUGACCCUCCCAGCAUCUCUCCUGGUGGCAGGUCAGGCCAGCUUUCAAACUUGAAAUGCACUUAAAGAGAAAGACCUGAAGAACUACCUGGUGGUACUGUGUUACGACAAAGAACUGUUCAAAUUAGGGAAGAACUUACAAAAUGCACAUUUUGGCAUGAAUAAAGGAAAUGUUUUAUUUCGAGAUGAGAAUAAGAAUUUAAAAGGUGCUUCAGCCUUGUAUUGUAAAUACUAUUAUGACGAAAAAUAAUUUUGUAUGUUUUUAUUACUUUAAUCAUUGUUCUUUUAAGAAGAUGAAAAUAAGCCUGCCAUUUGUUUUAUAUGUUCAUGCUUUUUUGGGUGAAACAGAAAGCUUUGCUUUUAGUGUUUGUUCUGCUUCUGGUCAGGACUGCCCUGUUCAGAGGUGUAGAUUGAAGGAGAAAAGGAGAGAGAGAACAUGCUCCUCUUCUCAUCUUCCCCUUUGACCAGGCCAUGUGUGCUGCCGUAGCAGCAGCCUGAGCUCCAGCCACAGCCCUCCCUCCCCUGGCCUCCAGGCCCCGUAAGGCUCACUGAGAUGGGGGUAAGACCUAACUCCAGGCCCCACAGGCCUCCCAGAUCCAUGCACUCCAUCAGAACACCAGCCCCACACAGAACCCCUCCUGUCAGGAACAGCAUGUUUUACCAAUCCUCUGUGUGAGUAGUUACCCAUGGGAAAGAGUGAGUGACAGCUACAGUUACAAUGUCAUCCUUUAUUUCUUUAUUUCUCUC
Messenger RNA from Oncorhynchus masou masou (cherry salmon), 8448 nucleotides. Its product is annotated as genetic suppressor element 1-like. The record is from RefSeq and is a predicted model, not a curated record. Lineage: Eukaryota; Metazoa; Chordata; Actinopteri; Salmoniformes; Salmonidae.